AUGGAUGCAGAAUCUAAAGCUUUUAUUGCAGCUAAAAACUCGAUCCGUCGGGAAUUGGGCCUGUCUGCAGAAUUUGCUUCUACUAAUUUCGCUUUGACAUCUACAAGUGAAUUUGCCCAUUCUGUUUGUUCUCUAAUUGAGGCGAUUCUCAUUCACGGCUUGCGUGAUGCUUUCUUCAUCAGGGGCAGUCGUUACUCAAAAAGACCUAUACCAAAUUUUUGGCCAUUUGUAUCAAAAUAUACUCAUCGAAGCAUAAAACAACAAAUAUAUGUCCUAAACCAGAUUAAAACUGAAGUCGGAAAAGCUAGGGCUUGGAUUCGUAUUGUUCUUAGCGAGCGUACCCUCGAGUCUUAUAUCAAUUUAUUUUCAAAAGAUGCUCAAAUCAAGGAUGCGGCAUAUAUUGAUAGCUUAAAUGUUUAUUUGCAAAAGAUUGACAAUCUGACAAUUGUUGCUCCAACAAAUUCAAAUUUACUAAAUAAUUGGACACCUAAUCCAUUGAUUCUUGCCGGACUUAUUCCAGGAAAAUUUACUAAUUGCUAUAGCCGGAUAGGUGAAGGCUCUGUUUCUAGUCCAUAUGCUAGCAGUUAUGCCGUUGCUAUCGACAAUUUAUUGGAAAAUUCGGCAGAUCAGAAUUCUCCAGAACAAGCAACUAAUGCAUUAGAUCUUUUAUUAACUCCUCCGGAUUCUAUGACCACAAUGGAAAGUAAUUUAGAUAAUUAUCCAAUUGCCAGUAUUUCUUCGAACGUUCUUCAACAUUCUCAAGUCGUUGAAUCCCCUCUAUGUUCAACUAAUAAAUUUGAAAAACAAAUCGGUGGAUAUGUUAAAGAAUGUAUAGUUGAUGAUAAUGAAUCAGUCAUUUCACAUCCCUCAAUGCUUUAUCAAUCUGAAGACGAACCUUUAUUUGAAAAACUACCAAAAACUCCAAAAACAUUUGCAGAUUGGAAAAGAUAUGGCGCUGCAGCAACUUCCCGACUUCGACGUCUUUCGCCUUCGUUAAUCGGUGCAGAUGUUGGGUGCGGUGCAGAAUUUGACACGGCGGUUGAAGGAGAUGAUGACGUUUUUUGUUUAGGAAAAAAUGCUGGACCUUCAGAAGAACAAUCCUCCGAAAGUCAUUCAAUCAAAAACAAUUCAACGUCUUCACUUCAAACUGCUUUUGAAUUUAAUUCUCAAAACACUGAGAAUAUGUUUACUGAUCUUACUGUUAAAGAUUCGCAAAUUAACUCAUCAAAUAACAAAAAACAACAAAAUACAAACAAUAAGACUAUAACAUUUUCAGCUUCACAAGGUACUGUAGGAAUAGAAAUGCCAAUUCCCACAAUUUUAAUACAACAACGAAUUUUACAGGAAAUGGAGUUUCCACCCCUUGGAUCAUCAUUACAAGAUGAAUUACUUCUUGCAGAAAGAAUGGAGCAAGAAGCUUCUAAAGAAGUUGAAGAAAGGGAUGAACUUCCUCCUUCUCAUCAAAUUAGUAUAACGUCAAAUACUUCAGAUAUUUUAAGGAAAAAUUCUUCACCUCCAACAUUGGAAAUGUUUAAUAUUACAGCAAUUGAUUCUACCGAUUCUUCGACUACAGAUUUACCUGCAACUUUUGAUGAAGCAUUGCGUGCAUUUCUUUCUCAAGGAGACAAAACAAACAAUCGAUUAUUUCAAUCAGAGUCUAAAAAGCGCCUUUUCUCCGAAUGUUCGUCAAGUACUGGUGAACUUAACAAAUUAUUGGGUGAUAGUCUAAAUAAUUUGAAUCAACAAAUACUUUCUCCACCUGUUCGUUCAUUAUCUUUACAAAGUUCAUCGACAAAUGUUCCUUUUCCAAAUGUUUUCAUCAAAAGUGGUAGCAGAAAGAGUAUUUCUCGGGAUUUUAUUGCAUCAUUGGCUCCAAUUAAAGAUAUACCACAUAUUCCCUUUCAAAGAGAUGGAAGCAAUUUUGAUGAAGAAGAGGAAGACGCAAAUGAGCUUAUCGAAAUUCAACCCUUCACCGAACAGAAUUCUAAUCCUAACAACUGCCAAUUCUCUAAUAUUACUACAACAUCUCUCCUAUCAACUCCUUAUAAAUUGCUAAAACGUUUUUAUCAUUUAAUUAAUAUACCCAAUGAAAAAGGCCUUGAUGCACAAAAUUUUCGUUGCAAAACUUGUUGUCGAAAUAUCGGUGUUGGUUUUGGACAAUUUAAAGAAUGUGCCUUAAAUGGUUAUUAUUAUUGUGAGGAUUGUUUUAAAAGUGGUGGUGAAAGUUUAAUUCCCUCUCGUGCAAUUUUAAAUGCUGAUUUUAAGCCAAGGAGUAUCAGUAAUGCUUCUCGUGUUUUACUUCAAUCUAUUAUGGAUCAACCAUUGUUUCGAGUUGAUUUUCUUAAUCCUUAUAUUUAUGAACACAGCAAAAAUAUACGAAAAAUUAGGGAUAUUCGCAAAAAACUUGGGUAUUCUGUAAUGUAUUUACUUUCUUGUAAAAAUUCUGUUGCAAAUGAUAUUAGACGCCGCCUUUGGCCUCAUAACCACCUUCAUUCUGAUAUUCAUGCAUAUUCUUUAAUGGAUUUGGAAUGUGUUGCAAAUGGCACGUUAGAGCGUCGAUUAAAUACUUUACUAACUUCAACUCUUUCACAUAUUUGGGAUUGUCCAUUGUGCCUUCAAAAGGUGUUUUUUUAA
Messenger RNA from Meloidogyne enterolobii, 2634 nucleotides. Lineage: Eukaryota; Metazoa; Nematoda; Chromadorea; Rhabditida; Meloidogynidae. The record is from the annotation of a GenBank genome assembly.